AUGUACGAUGACGAGUAUGAGGAAGAGCGAGCGCCGCCACUCCCGACUCCUCUACCCGCUAAUUGUUUUUUUUUUCACGCCACGAGACCGCGUUCGCCGCGAAACAGCUUUCAGUUGGAUUAUUCAAUUGACUUCUUCAAAACGUAUAUCGAUACGCAGCGGUUUUACGCCGGCCACAAGUUGGAUUUCAAACAUCAAAGUUGUGCCGGCGGCCCUGGUUCCGGUGGUGGUAGUGGUUGCGCUGCUGGAGGAGUCGUCGUCGGCGGCAAUACCAACUCAGCAACACAGCAUCAGCAAUCAGUAAUCAGCAGCGGCAACAGCGCGAGCAACGGCAGCAGCAACAGCUCGGCCCUGUCGCUCACCCACAACCACCCGCACGUCCACAGCAAUCACGCCCACGCCCACGGACAAGCGCUAGCGAUCACACACGGCCAUCACGGUCUGUUGCCGUCGGUAUCCGUUUCCGGGCCCCAGCAACAGCAGUCGCAACACUUGCCCGCAGGAGUGGGCGCCGCCCCGCCUCUGCUGCAGCAACAGCAGCAGCAGCACAAUCAACAACAGCUGAUCAACAGCGGCGGAGUGUCCGUCGCCCCGACUCUGCUGAUCGGCAACGGACCGAGCUCAUCCGGAACGGGAUCAGGAUCGGGCGCCGUGUCAGCAGCCGCAGCGGCCGCAGCAGCAGUCGCCUCGAUACCACAAGUGGCGCCCCACAGCCUCGGCCUCAGUCCGCAGUCCAGCGCUGACUCGCAGCAGUUCAACAUCUUCCCGGCCAUCUUCAGCCGGCAACUGAACUUCUCGUCGGGCGGGCAGGCAGGCAAGCUGAGCAUGGACGAGCUUCGCCCGAAUCUGGUAGGCGGGCUAUUGGGCCUGCAGCAGGGGCUGCUCGAGGAUCAUGCCAGCAUGCAGCACGGAGGCGUCCAGGACUCCAAGUUCAUGUCGUUCCAGGACCAGCGACUGAUGGGCAUCGGCGGCUCCCACGAAAACCGUCUGCUCAGCCUCGCCACGUCCGUGCAGGACACGCGAUCGCCCAUCACCACGCUGGACAAGUCGUCCACGUCGUCGCUAAACCACCAACGCAAAUGCAGCAGCACGCCAGAGGACUUCAGUGCGCUGUACUCAGGCCUGCCCACACCUGGAAUGGACUCAUCCUCGCACCAUCACACUCCGGCCCACACGCCACCCUCACGACUCUCCGACCACACAAUAUCUGCGGAAGGUGCAUUCAAGAAGCUUAAGCCGGAACCCAACAGCGGCCUCUCGACAGUUUCCGCCGGCAUCACGUCGCCCGGAAGCGGAUUAUCAACGCUGAGUCAGCACGCUGGCCACACCCCAACCACAGCAUCCUGCCCUACGCCAGCCAGGCGGAGACAUCGAACCACAUUCACACAGGAACAAUUAGCGGAACUGGAAGCUGCAUUCGCCAAAUCGCAUUAUCCGGACAUUUACUGUCGCGAGGAGCUCGCGCGUACAACAAAGCUGAACGAGGCACGGAUUCAAGUUUGGUUUCAGAAUCGACGCGCCAAGUAUCGCAAGCAGGAGAAACAGCUCCAGAAGGCGCUGGCACCAUCUGUAAUCCCAUCGUGCAACGGAAUGAUGCGAAAUAUUCAGGGCUACAGUGUGUCGCGUGGGUACCAGCCAUAUCCCCAUCACAAUACCAUGAACCGGUAUCCCCAGGAUCUUUUCCAAAUGGGCGCCUCCUCGUAUCCGGGCAUGACGCAACCAUUUUCAAUGGCGCAUAGCACAAACAUGGGGUCUGUUGGCGUGCGUCAGGACUCGAUGGGCAUGUCCCCGGAAGAUGAGUGGUACAACAAGAGUCUAUCCGCCCUACGGAUGAACUCGUCGCAUCAUCCGAACCUAUCGGCACCAAUGCUCCAAUACCAGACAUAAUCAAAAACCUUUGACGACUUCUUUUAAAAGAUCGCUCCACAGCCGCCCAGUCGUGGGCGGUUGAUGUGCGGUGUUUUAAGGGCGAGUACGUCAAAUGGUGUCCCGCAACACACGCAUGCAUCCGUGAAUACUUCUAUCUAUAUCUAUGCAUAUAUCUGUGUAUAUAUGUAUAUAGUAUAAAUACGAGAGUGCGGCAGUCGGUAGCUUUCAGCCCUACGCCCCAGCUCUAGAGUACAGAUCCGUAAAGCAAACCAAACCGGUCAGAUCGCAGUUCGAUCAAAUCGUUCGGUUACACUUCUAGCUCCAUGCUAGAUGUACCUAUAAGACUUGUUGAUAUUAUCCUGUUUUUUUGUGCACUAAAUGUCUUAGAAGGAAAGCGAGUAAGCCGAACCAGACGCGAAGGUAAACAAAUAGAAAUGGAAUAUACUGUAAUAAGAAACUAGUCAUAGGAUUUAAUUAAAUUGUGUAUUGAGAUUUUAGCGUGACAUUAUUAAGAAUAAAAGUAAACCGAAAAUCACGAAUAAAUAUAUAUACAUAUAUAUACCGUAUAUAUAUUUAUAGCAAUACACAUUAGCGAUAGGAUUAAGUAUGUUCCACUCCACACAAAGCAGACAAGUAUGGUCUGAUCGAAUCUGCUACUGACUCAGCGAUCAGUGAUCAGUGAUCAGUGCUCCAACUGAAACUUCAUUCUCCAUUCUUCAACGAUUUUUAAUUGCCUGCCUACUAUAUACCAAAUAUCGAAUACUCGCUCGUGCAGCAUACGUACAUAGUAGGUCGUAAUAGGUCCAAAAUCCUCCCCAGUAGCCCACUCUACUAUCACACAACUCGUUCUCGUUCUCCCCGAUGAUCAAGGGAGAUAAGGCCCGAAGAAUCCAAACCAAGCUAUCGUAAAAAACUAUGAAGCUUUCGAACUAUAUCAAGAUGUGUCGACUUAGUUAUACUAAGGGGUUUUUUUUUAGCUAAGCAAUUCAUAAAAAAGUUAAAUUAAAUUGUAAUACUAACUAAGUCCAAACACGAAACCAAUUAAAGUACAUAUACCAUAUAUUGUAUGUAUAUUUAAAUAGGAAAAAACCCAAAGCAAAACAAAACUACAAAAGUAAUUUUUAAUUAAUUAUGCCAGACACACCAUCAAUGGAAAUAA
Drosophila miranda is the source of this 3028-nucleotide messenger RNA. RefSeq names its product homeobox protein ARX. Lineage: Eukaryota; Metazoa; Arthropoda; Insecta; Diptera; Drosophilidae. The record is from RefSeq and is a predicted model, not a curated record. Gene Ontology annotation, biological process: regulation of transcription by RNA polymerase II. Gene Ontology annotation, molecular function: RNA polymerase II transcription regulatory region sequence-specific DNA binding; DNA-binding transcription factor activity, RNA polymerase II-specific. The transcript has 7 exons. The coding region runs from base 1 to 1887 and encodes 628 amino acids.